Sinocyclocheilus anshuiensis is the source of this 288-nucleotide messenger RNA. RefSeq names its product fatty acid synthase-like. The transcript is spliced from 2 exons. The record is from RefSeq and is a predicted model, not a curated record. Lineage: Eukaryota; Metazoa; Chordata; Actinopteri; Cypriniformes; Cyprinidae. The annotation marks the transcript as partial.
UUUAUCCAACAGUUCACUGGCAUUGAGUACAACAAGCUGUUCGAGACAUUGUUACCUCUGUCAGACCUGGAGGCUCGUGUGAACAAGGCUGUUGAUCUGAUCACAUCCAGCCAUAAGAAUGUCAGCCGAGAUAUGCUACAUUUUGCUGCUUCUACAUUUUACCACAAACUGAAGGCCGCCGACUGCUAUGUUCCAGCUUCCAAGUAUCACGGCAAUGUCACCUUGCUGAGAGCCAAGGCCAGCAGCGAGUAUGGUGAUGGUUUAGGAUCUGACUACAAACUGCACGAG